AUGGGCGGACUCAAGCACAAGCAGAAACUGCGCGGACGGAAGCCACAGGGCCGCUCCAGAGAUGCUCGCCAGCCGGACGCCAAGCGCGGAGCGCGGCGGGGGGGCGCCGGCGCCAAGACCCCGCAGGAGCUGUUUGCGGAGGCUCAGGACCGCCUCGAGCUCGGCGACGUGGAGGGUGCCUUGAAGCUCAUGGCGGCUGCGUACAAGGCGGGCCCGGGGGACCUGGAGAUCGCAGAUGCCUACGGGGCGCUGCUGGCGGAGAGCGGGGGCGGCGAGGCGGCGCGGGCGGUGCUGAUGAAGAGCGUGGAGCAGUCCCCGGACGACGGCCACGAGAAGUACAUGUACCUCGGGCAGCUGUCAGAUGCCGGGGACGAAGCGGUUCGGUUUUUCGAGAAGGGCGUGGCCAUUCUGGAAGCAGCGGUCGCCUCAGCGCCGCAGGGCGGCAGCGGGGACGACGGCGCAGAGGACGUCCGCGCCGCGCUCGCGUCGGCGCUGUGCUCGCUCGCGGAGCAGCUCGUGGCCAACGCGCAGGACGCCGACGAGCCGGGCCUCGAGGCCGCAGCGCCGCGCUGCCUCGAAUUGCUUGACCGGGCGACGCAGCUCCACCCGGCCACGCCGGAGCCGCUCCAGGCGCGGGCGUCGAUCGAGUACGAGCUCGGGCGCACGGAGGACGCGCUCAAGCACCUGCGGGAGUCGAUGGCGCGGUGGUACAAGCCAAGACCUGGGCAGGGCGCGGAGGGCGGUGCAGAUGACCUGGCGGACGAUCUGGCCGAGUGGGACCUGGACCCCGACGCGAUGCCGUCGUACGAGUUCCGGUUCGAGUGCGCGAAGCUGCUGCUGGAGCUCGACAGCGAGACGGCGACGGCGAUCUCGGUCCUCGAGGGUCUGCUGGCCGAGCAGGACAUGGACGUGAACGUGUGGUACCUCCUCACGCUGGCGUACUACUCCGGGGGGGACUUUCCCGAGGCGCGCGAGUGCAUGGAGCACGGGGCGAAGCUGUGCGCGAAGCUCGGGGCGGACGAGGCGGCGCUGGAGGCGAUGUGGGGCGAGCUGCGGUCCGCGCUGGAGGAGGGCGAGAAGAUAGUGGCGGCCAAGAUGCAGGAAGACUGA
This is a messenger RNA of Pedinophyceae sp. YPF-701, 1110 nucleotides long. The record is from the annotation of a GenBank genome assembly. Lineage: Eukaryota; Viridiplantae; Chlorophyta; Pedinophyceae.